AUGUUUUGGACUGCCGCUGCGUGCCCUUGUUUCAUUGGCCAAGAGUGGGAUCCAGCGACAAAUCGUCUGCGAGGGGCGGCACCCUUCAAAGAUCCCUGCCAGUGCACCUCUGUUGAACUGGGCGGAGUCAACGUGAUUCGUCCCCAACGACCGUUUCGUGUGUCGUACUUCGAUGCACCACUUCAGCUGCCUGAGAUUAGGAUGCGACUCAAUUGCAGUGUUUACGCUUGCUCUGAGGAGGGGCCUCUCGGCAUGGAGGACGGGCGCAUCGCAGAUGACCACAUCACAGCGUCGUCUUAUUAUCGAAAUAUGGCGAACCAUGGACCUACCAGAUCGCGCCUCAAUACCCAGGGGUAUGCAUCUGCGUGGUGCAACGACGAACAAACUGACCCGGAUCAUCCCUGGAUUCAGGUCAAGUUCGACUCCGAGGUCUACGUCACAGGACUGGUCACCCAAGCCCGAGGUGGUGACAGUAAUAACGGACAUCACCAGCGAGUCACGCGUUACAGAGUGACACACAGCCGUGACGGUCGGUCCUGGGAUCACGUGACUGGCGCUGAUUUCAAGUCCGAGGAGUUCCCUGGUAACGUCAACGAAGGCCACGACGAUCAGGUGACAGCUCGAUUUGGAACGGUCUUGCGCACUAGGUUUCUGCGCAUUCAGCCAACCGACUGGAACUACCACUGCAGUAUGCGCUUUGAAGUGUUGGGGUGCUAUGAAAAUACACACGUCACUUUCUGA
Messenger RNA from Patiria miniata (bat star), 741 nucleotides. Its product is annotated as lactadherin-like. The record is from RefSeq and is a predicted model, not a curated record. The coding region runs from base 1 to 741 and encodes 246 amino acids. NCBI's taxonomy places the organism in Eukaryota, Metazoa, Echinodermata, Asteroidea, Valvatida, Asterinidae. The transcript is spliced from 4 exons.